Rhineura floridana is the source of this 2883-nucleotide messenger RNA. RefSeq names its product calcium/calmodulin dependent protein kinase I (gene CAMK1). Bases 270 to 1268 code for a protein of 332 amino acids. Gene Ontology annotation, molecular function: ATP binding; calmodulin binding; calcium/calmodulin-dependent protein kinase activity. NCBI's taxonomy places the organism in Eukaryota, Metazoa, Chordata, Lepidosauria, Squamata, Rhineuridae. Gene Ontology annotation, biological process: peptidyl-serine phosphorylation. The record is from RefSeq and is a predicted model, not a curated record. The transcript has 11 exons. Gene Ontology annotation, cellular component: intracellular anatomical structure.
AUGUUCUGCAGUUGAGGGGGGAGUAUCCUGUUCACUGUCUGUGUCUGGCUGCAGGGCCUCUGCUGUCCCUGGGGUGCUCUGCAGCUGAGGGGCAGAAGAAGCUGGAUUCUCAGGAGGCUCCUCCGUGUCUCCUGCUGCUCCUGGGUCUGCUGCUGUUACUCCUGAGGAGUCCUCAUCUGAGGAGUCCUCUGACGGGGCCAUGACAGGGCCAUAGCUGAGCGGUAGAGCAUCUGCCUUGCAUUCAGAAAGUCCCAGGUUCGGUUUCCGGCAUGUCCAGGGGUGCCUUCUCCGAGGUGGUCCUGGCCGAAGAGAAGUCGACCCAGAAGCUGGUGGCCGUCAAGUGCAUUGCAAAGAAGGUGCUGGAAGGGAAAGAGACCAGCAUUGAGAAUGAGAUCGCUGUGCUGCACAAGAUCAAGCACCCCAAUAUUGUGGCUCUGGAUGACAUCUACGAGAGCGGGGGGCAUCUCUACCUCAUCAUGCAGCUGGUCUCAGGCGGGGAACUCUUUGACAGGAUUGUGGAAAAGGGGUUUUACACGGAGCGAGAUGCCAGCCAGCUUAUCCGACAGAUCCUUGACGCUGUCAAAUAUCUGCAUGACAUGGGCAUUGUACACCGUGACCUGAAGCCCGAGAACCUGCUCUAUUACAGUCUGGAUGAAGACUCCAAGAUCAUGAUUAGCGACUUUGGGCUGUCGAAGAUAGAAGGCUCAGGAAGCGUCAUGUCCACGGCAUGUGGGACCCCUGGCUAUGUAGCUCCUGAGGUGUUGGCACAGAAGCCUUACAGCAAGGCUGUGGAUUGCUGGUCUAUUGGAGUCAUCGCCUACAUCUUACUGUGUGGCUAUCCCCCGUUCUAUGAUGAGAAUGACACAAAGCUCUUUGAGCAGAUCCUGAAAGCUGAAUAUGAAUUUGACUCCCCCUACUGGGAUGACAUAUCUGAAUCAGCCAAAGAUUUCAUCCAGCAUUUAAUGGAGAGGGAUCCUAAGAAGCGCUUCACUUGUGAGCAGGCAUUGCUACACCCAUGGAUUGCUGGAGACACUGCUCUGGAUAAGAACAUCCACCAGUCAGUCAGCGAACAGAUCAAAAAGAAUUUUGCCAAGAGCAAGUGGAAGCAAGCUUUCAAUGCAACUGCUGUGGUUAGGCAUAUGAGGAAACUACAGCUUGGAACCAGCCAAGAUGGACCUGGUCAAGCCAUGCAGGAGAGCAAUGGCUCAGCUUCCAGUAGCAGCGAGGAGUCCUUGGAGAAUGGUUCUCACCGUCAAACGCGGGAUUGAAUGUUCCCCAGUGGACAGAGCAACAGAUGGCAGUGUCAGAACCAACCCAUUGUGGGGUGGGCGGUCUAAGGCCACCUCUGCCAUGCUACUUACAAGUAGAGCCAGGGAAGGGUCUGGGACUGCCACUGCAUCCCUCCCAGUAAAAUGUGGCUGAGCCCCACUGCAGGGAAAGCUUCCCAUGUUAAGUCACACUCUCCUGAACCUGGAACUGGGGCUUGAUCCAUCAUAGGACACAUACUUCCCUGGAGAUGCUUCUUUUUCUCUACCACAGAAUGGCUUACUGCUGGCUGCAGCCAACAAGCUCUGUCUGUGCUCACCCCCCAAGCUGACAAUGAUCUCUUCCUCCUUGCCCAAUCAGGUGGCGGGCCAAGUCUAGGAAAGGCCAUGCAAUGGCCCACUAAGGCCCUUUGCAGCAGCUGUCAAGGUGGAGGUUGAUCUCCAGCUGGGCAUGCAAGUGUGGAGCUUGAGAAUACCAAAAAAGGCUAAUCAAGUCCUCCACUCAAAUCAUACACUCCAGCCAACAAGAAAGGUACAAAGAAAGAGCCUGCAGAGCUUCUAUGUCCAGAUGACACAAAUCACAUGCUACAAAGGAAAAUGAAGCUGCUUCACUUAGUGAGGGAGCAGCUGCUGUAAGCUUGUAACCCCUUCACACUUGAUUUUAGGAAGCUCCUCCUGGUAAGGAGGGGUUGUGUAUUUCUGAUAUCAAGAGAUAUGGAGCUAGAUGGAAGGGACAUUUCUUUGCCUCUUCUGAUCUAUGGAUGAGGACAUAUGAUUUGUUUAAAGAGUGUUGGUUUGAUAGAACCACAGCUGCCCUCAACACAUAUGUACAUUUUUUUUAUCAAACCAGGGAAGAGAGGGGACGGAAACAGUUUAGUUGAUUUUCAGUAUGGCUCAGGUUGAACUGGAGCCAAAGUCGGCUGCAGUGGGUACCUCUUGGCUACUGCCCAUGACAUUAUCGUCCCAUCAAUCUGCUAAGCAAUUUUGCAGCUGUUUUUAAAAUGCUUGUGGGUUUUUAAAAAUAUUUUUAUUUUUGGGGGGAAGAAAGGGAAGAAUGAGCACACAUACAUAAAUACGUGUAUGCCUCUGUUUUUAAAAACAAUGUUGAAAGUUGGGCAGUCUGUAUGGAAUAGAAGGGGAGGGGCAAGAGUGGGGGUUGUUGACACAUCAUCUUGGCAUGGGGAAGCAAUUCACUGAUCCAGGAUUCAGCCUGUUGGGUGGUAUGUUUGCAACGCUAGUUGGAAAUGGCAGGUUCCUACCUAGAUGAAGGUCCCACUGAGAUAAUUCUCAAAAGAAGAAUCAGGAUAUUUCUCAUAGUAUAUAGUGUUCUACUUUCCCCAACCUGAUGACUUCCAGAUGUUUUGUAUUACAACUCCCAUCAGCCCCACCCAGCAAAGUCAAUUGUCAGGGAUCAUGGGAGUUCUAUGCAGUCCAGCAACAUUUGAAGGACACCAGGUUGGGGAAGGCUGGUCUAGUCCCACCUCCUCUUGAAGCUCACAGCUCCUCAUUUUGCUCUAGUGUCUUCUUCCUCCGUCCUCUUGGCUCAAGAGAACUUUCUAACUUGAAAUUUCUAUUUUGUUGCUUGUUCUUGUAUUAAAAAGGCAGGAAGUGUACUUGA